This is a messenger RNA of Triplophysa rosa, 2096 nucleotides long. RefSeq names its product CTP synthase 1b (gene ctps1b). The record is from RefSeq and is a predicted model, not a curated record. Gene Ontology annotation, biological process: pyrimidine nucleobase biosynthetic process; CTP biosynthetic process. Bases 621 to 2018 code for a protein of 465 amino acids. Lineage: Eukaryota; Metazoa; Chordata; Actinopteri; Cypriniformes; Nemacheilidae. Gene Ontology annotation, cellular component: cytoplasm; cytoophidium. Gene Ontology annotation, molecular function: identical protein binding; CTP synthase activity. The transcript is spliced from 17 exons.
GGGUCUCGAUUUCGCUGACACCCAAACAAACGGCAUGGUCGCCACCUUUCCUCUGAAUCAUAGACGUUUUUAAUCAACGGUUUUAAAUCAUUGACAUUAAGGAGUACAGGGGGGGUGAUAUCUGGCAUUGGUAAGGGCAUCAUAGCCAGCAGUGUGGGCACAAUACUCAAAUCCUGUGGUCUGCAUGUCACUGCUAUUAAGAUCGACCCCUACAUUAAUAUUGAUGCCGGCACCUUCUCUCCCUAUGAACAUGGUGAGUGCAAAACUGUUUUGGUGAUAUGCAUAUUUAUACAUGCACAUACUUAGCCAUAUACAUUUUAUAAGAGCAAAUAAAGCUGAAGGUAUGCAAAAGCCUUGUCGGCUGGCUGUUUUAUGUGAGUGUUUGGAAAGUUGUCUAACACUGGUCAACAGGUGAGGUAUUCGUGCUGGAUGAUGGCGGUGAAGUCGACUUGGAUUUAGGGAACUACGAGCGUUUUUUGGACAUCCGGCUAACCAGGGACAACAAUCUGACCACCGGGAAGAUCUACCAGUCUGUUAUAACGAAAGAGAGAAGAGGGGAUUAUCUGGGGAAAACUGUACAAGUGGUACCGCACAUUACGGAUGCUAUUCAGGAAUGGGUUAUGGGACAGGCUAAAGUCUCAGUGGACGAUGACGGUGUUGAACCAGAAGUCUGUGUCAUUGAGCUUGGAGGUACAGUUGGAGAUAUCGAGAGUAUGCCUUUCAUUGAAGCUUUCAGACAGUUUCAGUUUAAAGUGAGACGGGAAAACUUUUGCAACAUCCAUGUCAGCCUGGUCCCUCAGCCUAAUUCUACAGGCGAACAAAAAACCAAACCCACACAGAACAGCGUUCGAGAGCUUCGUGGACUAGGCUUAUCCCCAGACCUGAUUGUUUGUCGUUGUUCCACUCCAUUGGAGACUGCCGUCAAAGAGAAGAUCUCCAUGUUUUGCCAUGUAGAACCUGAGCAGGUGAUCUGCAUACAUGACGUCUCCUCCCUCUACAGAGUACCUUUACUGCUGGAGGAUCAAGGUAUAGUUGACUAUUUCUGCCGCAGGCUGCAUUUGCCCGUUGAAAUGAGGCAACGUAAAAUGCUGACAAAGUGGAAGGAGAUGUCCGACAGAUCUGACAGACUCUUGGAGAAAACUUCCAUUGCUUUAGUGGGCAAGUACACCAAACUGUCCGAUUCCUAUGCUUCAGUGAUUAAAGCCCUGGAGCACUCGGCCCUGGCUAUCAGCUAUAAGCUAGAGGUCAAGUACAUAGAUUCUGCAGACCUGGAGCCAGCUACACAGCAAGAGGAGCCGGUGAAAUACCACGAGGCCUGGCAGAAGCUCUGCAGUUCUGAUGGCGUUCUUGUUCCUGGAGGCUUUGGGGUACGAGGUACUGAGGGAAAAAUCCAAGCCAUCAACUGGGCAAGAAAGCAGAAAAAGCCAUUUUUAGGUGUUUGUUUGGGUAUGCAGCUGGCAGUGUGUGAAUUUGCUCGUAAUGUGCUUGGUUGGAAAGAUGCCAAUUCUACCGAAUUUGAUCCAGAAACAAAACAUCCUGUGGUGAUUGAAAUGCCAGAGCACAACCCUGGUGGGCAGAAGGGAGGAACCAUGCGGUUGGGGAAAAGGCGGACCAUGUUUAAAAGCACCUCCAGUGUUAUUCGAAAGCUGUAUGGAGAUGCUGAAUAUGUGGAUGAAAGGCACCGUCAUCGCUUUGAGGUGAAUCCAGAACUGAAGCAUCACUUUGAGGAGAGAGGGUUCCGAUUUGUGGGUGAAGAUCUGGAGGGGGAACGAAUGGAGAUCAUUGAACUUGAGGAUCAUUCUUAUUUUGUUGGCGUACAGUACCACCCUGAGUUCACCUCUCGCCCCAUCAAACCCUCACCACCUUAUUUUGGCCUUUUACUGGCAGCAUCUGGGAAACUGCAGAACUACCUGCAGAAAGGCUGUAGACUCUCACCUCGGGAUACUUACAGUGACCGGAGUGGCAGCAGUUCACCAGACUCUGAAAUCUCUGAGAUUAAAUUCCCAUCAGUUUCUUAAAAGAGAAACACAUACAUAAAAAUGUAUUUAUGACAGUAUUUCAUGAAAUUAUGAAUUUGAAUAAAUGAUUAUAAAAGA